AUGAGGGUUCCCAUCUUCUCUCCGCAUGGCUACAGCAGCCACGCGAAGCGGGCCUUCGGGAGCGGCUACUGCGUGUACGCUCCAACGCCGGAACAUUUCGGCAUGUUGCUGUCGGGCGUUGGCGAAGAUGCCCUGCUCCGCCCCGGCGCGGGUCCGCCUACCUCGGCGGACGCCAACGACGUCGCUCUCCUGGACGCUGCAGUGUUGGCGUCCGCGUUGUCUGCGCCGUCGGGGUUUGUGACCAUCCGACGCUUCCAGGCGGUCGCAGGCAGAGACGCGGCGUCCACCGGGGGCACUGCUGCCUGGACGCCGGUGUCCCCGCGAGGCGGCGGUGUGGCCGGCGGGGACUCGCCGUCGGCUUGCGCCGUUGCUGCCUCGGGGCGGUUUGCGUCGUCCCCGGCCGCGGCCGCGGCCAUGACCCCGACCAUCACCUGCAGGCUGGGCAGCACGUGCUGGUGCAGGGAGCCCUCCCACGCCGAGCCCGCCGCCGACGCGCGGCUCCGUCAAUACUUCAGGGAGGCUGUGGUGGUGCCUCUGGCGACGAUGCGGCUGCUCGGGGUGGAGGAGGGUGCCCUGGUGCAGCUCAGCUUCCACAGUGAGGAGACGGUGCUGGCGGCGUCCACGGUGGUCUUUGCCCUCGUGUCGGACGGCGUUGGGGAGGAGCUUUCCUUUGACAGCUACAUGCGCCACUUUGUUGCCCCCUUCUUCAUUCAACGCCGCCGCGCCGUCAGCGUUGGGGAGGAGUUCGAGAUCAGGAACCACGAUCAGGGCCGGCUGCACGUGACGGCGGUGGCGCUCAACGACGGACUGCUGAAGUGUGGGAUUGUGGCAGAUGACACGCACGUGCGCCUGGUCGUCCAGCCCGCGGCACCGCCGCAGCUGCAGGGCCGCGAGGGCAGCUCCGCCUCCGAGAGCCCCACGCCGCGGCCACGUGCCCGCUCCGCCGGAAGCGGACGGAGCCUCGGGCGGGAGGCCUCGGAAUCGCACGCGGUGCUGGGAAGGCCGCCGCGCGUGCACGCCCCCACGCUCCCGCGGGCCACCCGCAGUGCCGAGCCGCACGGCGGCCCCGCCUCCUUUCCCAUGUACGCGCCCCAAACACUGGAGCUGCGUGAGGCGCGGCUGGCGCACCGGAAGCGUCCACCCACGGCGUGCACCGGCGCGAAGAGUGUGGGGGCCGCUGCGGAGUCAGUCGCGGACGCCGACCCCGCCAGCAACGCCUACGAUGCCACCACCACAACCGCCGCCGCCGCCUUUGUUGCGGCUGCGGGUGACGCUGUAGACACUGCCAACGUCGCCUCGACUGAGGCCGCGACGUUUCCUUUGAAGGAUAUGCCGUCGGGGACGCGUGAGGUUGGCACGCAGUGCGACGAGGCGCGUGCAUUUGGGGUCGAGGAACCCGGCGGCUCAGGCGGAAACGACGCGACGGAGCCAGUCCCGUACGAUUACAACGCCGCUGAGGGCACGCCGAUGCAAGAAACCGGGGCCCAAAGCGAGCCGCAUUCAGUUUGCGUUUCCAACGUUGUGCCAUACCACUGUGACCUCGCGGAGAACGCCGAGACGCGGCCCAAGCAGCUGCCGGCGCUGCCGCGCGACGCCGCGUGCAGGGCCCACCGGAUUGUGGAGAGCUGGCUGGCGGUGAAGGCGCAGUGGCAACAGCUCUCCAUCAGCCCCCUGCUCAAGCGUGAGUCGUACGCCGCCAUCAAGGAGUUCCAGCAUUUCCUUGCGGUCUACAAGGAACUCAGGCAGCGACACGCGGACUGUCUUGCCUACCUUGAUUCCCCCUAUGGGCACACCGUGCGUGGGGAUUUGGUCCUCCGCGUCUCGCUGCUGCCGACGGCGGCAAAGCUGGAGGGUGGCAGCGGCGGUGCGGUGGAACCGCCGUGGCGGCGCAGCGAGACGCACAGCGCGAGUGGCGCGGCAGACGACGAGGAUGCCCAGAGCACUCGCACGGCCGGCGCGAGCGGCGGGUCAGAGACGGUUGCCCUGGCGGCGGAGCUUCUGCGGCUGAGCCUGCGUGAACUCAGUGCCGCGUUGCGGCGCGACGUGUUGCACGUCUUCCGCGUCGGCGGCACGUGUCCUGCGCUCUACUGCACGCUGAUGACGCCCUGCAACGACGGCCCGGGCGAGGUGACGCUUCUGGGCGCACCGUGCCCAGUGGAGGUGCUGCGGACGACCAUCCUGGAGGACCUCUGCGAGGCGCGAGAGGAGAGUCGUCGCGAGUGGCUGCAGCUCGCCGCACAGUGGAAGGAGGCCGUGUCGGGCGUGCUGCAGCUCGGUGUCUUUACGACGCAACUGCAGACCGUGCGGCAGCUUUUCCUGGAGCUCGCCCGCCUGCUGCACUACCCCGGCGAGGUGCAGCGCAGCGCCAGCUACCGGCGACGCGUCUUUCCCCACCCGCCCGGCGGCGGCAGCGAGGAUAUCACGGCGGCGAUGCCCACGGCAAAGGGGCUCGCCCCUUCAGUCCCCUGCGAAGGAUUCCUUCCAUACCUGCAGGAGCUGCAGGACGCCUACUACCUCUUCGUGGAGCUCCUCGAGCCUUUUGUACUGCACUCCCUGCAGCAACUGCGCACCAUUUCCGCCCUCACGGACGCGAUGCGGUGCAGUCAGCUGGUCGAGUUUCUCCGCGUCAGCUACCAGGCGCAGAUGGCGGGUCAGAGGACGGGGGUGGAGGCAGAGCGAGCGGCUUUCGUGGCCCUGGUGGAGGCGCGUAGGGCCGGCGCACUUAUGCCGCUUCCCACGGAGUGGUGGGAGGCAGACGGUGCGGGCGGCAAACUCAAAGUUUCAGCUUGA
This is a messenger RNA of Trypanosoma conorhini, 2790 nucleotides long. RefSeq lists its product as uncharacterized. The coding region runs from base 1 to 2790 and encodes 929 amino acids. The record is from RefSeq and is a predicted model, not a curated record. NCBI's taxonomy places the organism in Eukaryota, Euglenozoa, Kinetoplastea, Trypanosomatida, Trypanosomatidae. The transcript has a single exon.